Chaetura pelagica (chimney swift) is the source of this 2049-nucleotide messenger RNA. It is a transcript of the gene ARNT2, whose product is annotated as aryl-hydrocarbon receptor nuclear translocator 2. The coding region runs from base 1 to 2049 and encodes 682 amino acids. Gene Ontology annotation, molecular function: DNA-binding transcription factor activity, RNA polymerase II-specific; RNA polymerase II cis-regulatory region sequence-specific DNA binding; protein dimerization activity. NCBI's taxonomy places the organism in Eukaryota, Metazoa, Chordata, Aves, Apodiformes, Apodidae. The transcript has 18 exons. The record is from RefSeq and is a predicted model, not a curated record. Gene Ontology annotation, biological process: regulation of transcription by RNA polymerase II. Gene Ontology annotation, cellular component: aryl hydrocarbon receptor complex; cytoplasm; nucleus.
AUGGACUUUGAUGAUGAAGAUGGAGAGGGACCCAGCAAAUUUUCAAGGUAUGAUGCUGAUCAAAUCUCUGGUGAUAAGGAAAAGUUUGCAAGGGAGAAUCACAGUGAGAUUGAGAGACGCAGGAGAAAUAAGAUGACACAGUACAUCACUGAGCUGUCUGACAUGGUGCCCACUUGUAGCGCCCUGGCUCGGAAGCCCGACAAGCUGACUAUUCUUCGGAUGGCGGUUUCACACAUGAAAUCCAUGCGGGGCACUGGGAACAAAUCUACUGAUGGAGCUUACAAGCCUUCAUUUCUUACAGAACAGGAACUGAAACAUCUUAUCCUGGAGGCUGCAGAUGGGUUCCUGUUUGUAGUUGCAGCAGAGACGGGAAGAGUGAUCUACGUAUCAGACUCUGUGACUCCUGUGCUGAACCAGCCCCAGUCUGAAUGGUUUGGCAGCACUUUGUAUGAACAGGUUCAUCCAGAUGAUGUGGAAAAGCUGAGAGAGCAACUGUGUACAUCUGAGAACUCUAUGACAGGACGAAUCCUCGACUUGAAGACUGGAACAGUGAAGAAAGAGGGUCAGCAGUCCUCAAUGAGAAUGUGCAUGGGAUCAAGGCGUUCCUUCAUUUGCAGGAUGAGAUGUGGAAAUGCUCCUCUGGAUCAUUUACCCCUGAACAGAAUAACCACCAUGAGAAAAAGAUACAGGAAUGGCCUUGGCCCAGUAAAAGAAGGUGAAGCCCAGUAUGCUGUUGUCCAUUGCACUGGCUAUAUCAAGGCUUGGCCACCAGCAGGAAUGACUAUACCAGAGGAAGAUGCUGAUGUGGGACAAGGUAGCAAAUAUUGCCUCGUGGCAAUAGGAAGGCUGCAGGUAACCAGCUCUCCAGUGUGCAUGGACAUGAAUGGCAUGUCAGUCCCAACUGAGUUCUUGUCUAGGCACAAUUCUGAUGGAGUCAUCACCUUUGUCGACCCAAGGUGCAUCAGUGUCAUUGGCUACCAGCCCCAGGAUCUUCUGGGGAAAGAUAUUUUAGAAUUCUGCCAUCCUGAAGAUCAAAGCCAUUUGAGAGAGAGUUUCCAACAGGUUGUGAAACUGAAAGGUCAAGUCCUGUCUGUGAUGUAUCGUUUUCGUACCAAAAACCGGGAGUGGAUGCUGAUCAGAACCAGCAGCUUCACGUUUCAGAAUCCUUACUCUGAUGAGAUCGAGUACAUCAUCUGCACCAACACCAACGUCAAACAACUUCAGCAGCAGCAAGCAGAACUUGAAGUACAUCAAAGAGAUGGGCUGUCCUCCUACGACUUAUCUCAGGUGCCUGUUCCAAGUAUACCAGCUAAUGUUCACGAAGGUGGAAAGUCUGUGGAAAAGCCUGAUGCUAUUUUCUCCCAAGAGAGAGAUCCUAGAUUUGCUGAGAUGUUUGCUGGAAUAACUGCUUAUAAAAAAAUGAUGGCCUCAGCAUCCACAGCAGGAAACCAGCAGCUUUACUCCCAGGGAAGCCCAUUUCAGCCCGGACAUUCAGGAAAGACUUUCAGUUCAUCUGUGGUACAUGUCCCUGGUGUGAACGACAUCCAGUCUUCUUCAUCAACGGGCCAGAAUCUGACACAGAUAUCUCGCCAGCUAAACCAGAGUCAGGUUGCCUGGACAGGAAAUCGCCCACCGUUUCCAGGACAGCAAAUUCCAUCUCAGUCUGGCAAGGCUCAGUCAUCUCCCUUUGGGAUUGGAACAAGUCAUACCUACCCAGCUGAUCCAUCAUCCUACAGUCCCCUUUCCAGCCCAGCCACCUCUUCUCCAAGUGGGAAUGCCUACUCCAGCCUAGCAAACCGAAGUGCAGGGUUUGCUGAAGGUGGCCAGAGCAGCAGCCAGUUCCAGGGGAGACCUUCUGAAGUCUGGUCCCAGUGGCAGAGCCAACACCACAACCAGCAAAGCAGUGACCAGCAUUCACACCCACAGCCCAGUCAGACCGAGGUCUUCCAGGACAUGCUGCCCAUGCCAGGGGAUCCGACGCAGGGAACUGGCAAUUACAACAUUGAAGAUUUUGCUGACCUGGGCAUGUUUCCACCAUUUUCUUUGUAG